ACAAUUGUGAUUAAAAUUGCUGAUGGGAUUAUAUCGCGGAGUUGUUCACCACGCGUUUCAUUCAACACUUAGCGCUUGUUAGGUUCGGUUUCGAGUGUUGUGUUGAAGUGUUUUAUUUGCUUAAAGAAUUUGUUAAUAAAAUGACUGAAAAGAUUUUUAAACGUUGCCCAUCCGUGGAUAUUCAAUUUGAAGGUUUAAACUUUAACAUCCGAGAAAACAAAAAUGUUCGCAAUAUUUUGCAUUCUUUAAAUGGUUCUUUUUGUGCCGGAAAUCUAAUUGGUAUUUUAGGACCAAGCGGAGCUGGAAAAACGUCCUUGUUAAACGUUUUAGCCGGCCGAAUAACCCAAGGAAUUAGUGGUAACAUAAAAAUAAACGGAGUUCAAAGAGAUUUAAAAGCGUUCCAAAAACUAUCUUGUUACAUUAUGCAAGAAGAUCUAAUUCAAAAACAAUUAACUGUUAAAGAAGCGAUGGAUUAUGCAGCUAAACUUAAAUUGGAUAACAAUUUAGACGCGAGAAAUAAAGAUAACAUUGUUGAAAAUGUCAUAAACAUGCUGGGUUUGCAAGCAACAAAAGACACAAGAACCGAACAUUUAUCAGGGGGACAAAGAAAAAGAGUGGCUAUCGCACUGGAAUUAAUAAAUAAUCCGCCUGUUUUGUUUUUAGACGAACCAACUACGGGUUUAGAUAACGUCGUUGCUAAACAGUGUAUACAACUUUUAAAGGAAUUAGCUAAACAAGGAAGAACUAUAAUAUGCACGAUUCAUCAACCGUCAGAUCUUUUAUUUUAUCUUUUCGAUCAAGUUUAUUUCAUGUCAGAAGGUCUUUGUGUUUACAACGGAAGUGUAAACGUAAUAGUACCAUUUUUACAACGAAUUGAAUAUCCUUGUCCGGCUUAUUCAAGUCCGGCAGAUUAUUUAAUCGAAUUAAGUGGAAACAAUAAGACAACAAAACUACUUUCAACCGCGAGUAGUAAUGGCAAAAUAAAUAAUUGUGACACGAUUCUGACCGAGAAAUUUAUCGCACAAAGUCAAGUUUAUAAUCCGACUACAAAUCCGGUUGAGAAAUCCGAUGAUAUUUUCGAGGUAUUCCGAUAUCCAGUUCCGUUUCAUGUUCAAGUUUACGUUUUAUUAUCCCGGAUGUUCCUACAAUUGAGUCGAAAUAAAACGGUUUUAGGCAUACAAACUCUUAAUCACGUUCUUAGCGCGGCUGCAAUAGGAAUGUCGUUUUUUGCAGUCGGAAACAACGCCAAUCAAGCUAUAGCUAAUUUUAAAUUACAAAUUGCGAUGAUUGUAUUUUAUGUUUACACUUAUAUAAUGAGUCCUAUUUUAUUAUUUCCUUUUGAAUUAGAAGUUAUAAAACGAGAGUAUUUUAACCAUUGGUAUAGUUUAAAGGCGUAUUAUACAUCUUUAACAAUCUCUAAUAUUCCUUUAAUGAUUAUUUUAAGUUUUCUAUUCAACUGUCUAGUUUAUGUAAUGACUGAUCAACCGAUGGAAAUACCAAGAUUUUUUUAUUUCAACAUUGUAACCUUAAUAAUAGCCUUAACAUCAUACGGAAUUGGUUUAUCCAUAGGAAGUACAUUUAAACCAACGAUGGGUGCUGUAAUAGGUUCAGCUUUAGGUGUGGUUCUUUUAUUAAUCUGUAUGUACGGAAUGGGUUACCACGGAAGUGUUGGACCAAUAAUGAAAUUUUUCAUGUUCCUCGAUUACAUGAGACAUGGUCUUGAAGGGUUAUGCGUGAGUUUAUUGCGCGAUCGAGAUUUACUUGAUUGCGCCGAUGAGAUUUAUUGUCAUUUUCGUGAUCCGGAGUUAAUACUGAGAACAAUGGGAAUGUCCGAAUCGUCCAUUGAAUACGCUUUAAUGAUGUCCGCGUUUUAUUUAAUUUUUUGCAGACUGAUAGCUUAUGUUGCGUUAAAAAGAGUUAUUAAACCUAAAAUUAGUAUUAUAAAGCGGGGUUUUUAAUUUAAAAUAAAAUGAUUUAAUCCAAA
Messenger RNA from Onthophagus taurus, 1984 nucleotides. RefSeq names its product ATP-binding cassette subfamily G member 4-like. Lineage: Eukaryota; Metazoa; Arthropoda; Insecta; Coleoptera; Scarabaeidae. Gene Ontology annotation, molecular function: ATP binding; ABC-type transporter activity; ATP hydrolysis activity. The record is from RefSeq and is a predicted model, not a curated record. Gene Ontology annotation, biological process: transmembrane transport. Gene Ontology annotation, cellular component: plasma membrane.